GAGAAUUUUGUGGGCCCUAUACGUGGCAUAAGGUAUGAAUCCUUUCCACGUCCGCCAUUUUGACAUACGGUACUUUUCGAGAGUGUUGGUUUUAUGUUUUAUCGUUUCCCGUGAAUAUAAUCUUUUUUACUGAAAACGUAAGUAACGCAAGUGGCUUAUACCAAGCAACGUGACAUUACGGGCGAGUCUCAAUAAUUAGACGACGUUUCUAUAUAAUGGAACUUUGAGCGGGGAACCUUUCGACGAUUUGCGCUGGGGAGUAGGUCGAAGGUGACAGACAACCGGGUGUACGCAGUGGCUUCGCAAACCGCACAAUAUCUUCCGCCUUUGUCGCAAUACCACGGUAUUGGCGUUUUAGGUAGCCUGUUGACGAUUUUAAAAAAGUGAAUAAGAUCACCAGUGUGAAACGCUCUAAGAGUGAUCCUUAACACGGUAUUUACAUAAUCAGCAUUAAUCAUGGGGAAUAUGUUUGCAACAUUAUUUAAAGGCCUUUUUGGCAAAAAAGAAAUGAGGAUUUUAAUGGUAGGCCUCGAUGCAGCGGGUAAAACCACGAUAUUAUACAAAUUAAAGUUAGGGGAAAUUGUUACUACAAUUCCCACUAUAGGCUUCAAUGUAGAAACAGUUGAAUACAAGAAUAUAAGUUUUACUGUAUGGGACGUUGGUGGUCAGGACAAAAUCAGACCUCUCUGGCGACAUUACUUUCAAAAUACACAAGGGUUAAUAUUCGUCGUUGACAGUAAUGAUAGGGAACGUAUCGGUGAAGCGCGUGAAGAAUUGAUGAGAAUGUUGGCAGAAGAUGAACUUAGAGAUGCGGUACUUCUUAUAUUUGCUAACAAACAAGAUCUCCCAAAUGCAAUGAAUGCAGCAGAGAUUACCGACAAGUUGGGACUCCACUCUCUCCGUAAUCGCAAUUGGUACAUUCAAGCAACGUGCGCCACAAGUGGAGACGGACUUUACGAGGGCCUCGAUUGGCUCUCUAAUCAGCUCAAAAAUGCCAAUCGCUAAUUGGAACAUUAUUCUGUCAACAUUCAGUUGCUAUAUUAACAUCAUAAAAUCAGCUGCACACCUAUCCCCCCCAUGAAAGAAUAAUAAUAUAAACAGAGGUAACACUAAGUGCAAACCGCGAGAUCUUCUUGAUCUCGAAGUGGAGGGUGGAGAUUGUCGAAAGUUGUCAUUGUGCCAGGAAGUUUUUUGGGGGGAGGGGAGUGGGGAAAUCGGCCGGAAGCACACAUUCUAACGGCCACACAAGACUAUUGCCUUGUGCAACUUAUUAUUAUAAUUAUUAUUAUAUUAGCAUUAUAGUUACACUUUUUACACAGAGAUACCACAAGAAAAGUGGAAAACUUGGAAGUAAUUGUAUUAAAGUACCUAACUCUGAAACAUACAAUACACUUUGAUUAAUUAAUAAUUUGAAUAUCUUUGGAAAAAAAACUUAAGAACAAAAAAGUGAAGUACCCACGGUGUUGUCAGUUUGAAUGCGUUGGACAUACUGAUUAUCAUAAUGUAGCUGCAUAUUGUACAUUACAUUAUAUAAAUACGAUGAUAAAAAUGUGAUCAAUAGAUGAGAGAAUGUUGCUCUGUCCACUACAUUACAAAUGUCACAUCGGCCCAUCAGUUGACAUGAAAAAAUGCAGUGAGUGGUAACUGACGGUGCAAUGACUUACUGUUUCUAGUUACAAAAGUUUGUUUCUAUUUUUUUAAGUUUUCAGUGGUAUACGUCGACAAAAGAAAAGUAAAAAAAACAAUACAAAACUAUGCAGAAUGGUUGUCUUACUGCAUGUGACUAUCAGCAGGUGUUGUAAUUGCACCCUCCUUCACCUGCUCGCGAUUAAAACUAACAGUCAGUCAACCAUGUAUAUCUCAGUGUAAAAGAGAUAUCAUUUAUUUAUUGCACCUUGAUAAGGUAAAUUAGAAUAUUGUCAACAUUCCGAAAUUAUGCAUCGAUCGUGGCGGGAAAUGCAGAUAUAAAAAAUUCGAAUGGGAAAAAAUAUGAGAUGAAAAAAUGUGGAGUAAAGUAAAAAAAAGGUAAAAAAAAAUGAUUAGGAAAGAACCUCUCGCAGCAAAGAGAGAUAGGCCUCGCAAUUUCUAAGCCAGCAGUGCAAACUGGCAUGGCAGUCUGCCAGAUGAAGCCAUUUUCGCAAAGUCCUUCAAUCUCCUAAUGUUUUCCUGUCCUUAAAAAUAUAUUGUUUUUACAAAAUAAUCUUCCCCUAAUUGAUCAAAUCGCCUUUCCGUCAUAUGCGAAGAUUCGUAUAAUUAUAUAUGAAUGUUUAAACAAUUUGUGAAAUAUACUGUAAUUGUGCUUUA
Bombus impatiens (common eastern bumble bee) is the source of this 2304-nucleotide messenger RNA. RefSeq names its product ADP-ribosylation factor 1 (gene Arf79F). Gene Ontology annotation, biological process: vesicle-mediated transport; intracellular protein transport. Lineage: Eukaryota; Metazoa; Arthropoda; Insecta; Hymenoptera; Apidae. Gene Ontology annotation, cellular component: plasma membrane; cytoplasm. The record is from RefSeq and is a predicted model, not a curated record. Gene Ontology annotation, molecular function: GTPase activity; GTP binding. Bases 457 to 1005 code for a protein of 182 amino acids. The transcript has 5 exons.